GGGAAGGCUGCCCUGCGUUAGCGGUGAGGGGUGUCUAGUGGACCAGCAGCGUGUUCCUGCGCAGGCUCUCCCAAAGGAGGGAUCGUGGAGAGGGGCGUGACUGAGGGGGCCCCAGAGCAGCCCCCAUGGGCGCCGGGGUGUGGUGCCUGCUGCUGGGCUGGGCCCUGUGGGCCUCCGCGGAGACCGACACCCCGAUGACAGAAAGGCAGUGGCGGGCAGUGGAUGUAGUCUUGGAUUGCUUCUUGGUGAAGGAUGGUGGGCACCGUGGGACUUUGGCCAGUAUCAGGGACAGGGCAAAGGCCUUGCUGGUGCUGAGGAAGGUGCCCGUGCUGGAUGAUGGCUCCUUGGAAGGCUUCACGGAUUUCCAGGAGAGCACCACGGCCCAGGAUGACUUCCAGGUGACCUUUGAGGCUUCCGUGGACCUGGUCCAGGUCCCCCAGGCUGAGGCCUUGCUCCACGCCGACUGCAACCAGAAGGAGGUGACCUGUGAGAUCUCCCACUACUCUCUCCAGACCAGACCCGAGGCCACGAAGGAGACCACAAUGUGGUUCGUUGCCAACGUGCAGGUGUCUGAAGAGGGGCCGAGUGUCUCCAUGGUGAUGAAGUCCCUGGGAGAGACUGAGAACAGGGCUGCCUGGGACCCCACGAUGCAGCUGCCCCUGGGCCCCCGGGGCUCUGUGAAGACUGCAGUGGAGUUCCAGGUGACCACCCAGACCCCAUCCCUGAGCUCCCUGCUGGGGGCCUCGCCCUCCCUGCACUGUGGCUACACCAUGGCGCCGGGCUUGGACCUCGUCAGUGUGGAGUGGCGGCUGCAGCAUAAGGGCAGUGGCCAGCUGGUGUACCACUGGGCCUCGGGCCAGGGGCAGGCCAAGCGGGAGGGCGCCAGCCUGGAGCCCGAGCUGCCCGGGGACGCCUCACUCACCCUGCCCAGCCUCACUGCAAAGGACGAGGGGGCCUACAUCUGCCAGAUCACUACCUCUCUGUACCGAGCUCAGCAAAUCAUCCGGCUGAGCGUGCAAGCCCCCCCAAGAGUACAACUGAACCUGGCCAGUGAAGCCCCGCUGCCCACGCUCAUCUGCAGCAUUGCUGGCUACUACCCUCUGGACGUGGCUGUGACGUGGAUCCGAGAGGAGCAGGGAGGAAGCCCAGCCCCGGUCUCUGGGGCCUCUUUCUCCAGCCUCCGGCAGAGCUCAGCAGGCACCUACAGCAUCUCCUCCUCUCUGACGGCAGAGCCGGGCCCUGCCGGCGCCACAUACACCUGCCAGGUCGCCCACCUCUCCCUGGAGGAGCCCCUGCAAGCCAGCACCUGGAUCGCCCCCCCAGAGAGAACGGCCUGGGGGUUCGUCUUUGCCAGCAGCCUCUUCCUCUUUGUACUGUUGUUUCUGGGGCUCCAGAGGUGGUAAGCCAUCUCACUGAGGUCCACCUUCUGAGGUCCACCUUCUGAGGUCCACCUUCUGAGGCAGCCACCCUCUUGCCUCAGACCAGUCGCACAAGCCCAGAGGGCCUCUGGAAGAAGAGCGGGGGCUCCACGGGCAGGAGGAGCCCCCAGAGUCACUAGCCCUGGGCAGAUGCACCCGGGGAGACUAUGUAGAGAGGGUGACAGUGGAGCUUCAAACAAGAGCCAGUUUGGGGAUGAGGUGGCUAAGAGCCAACUGGAAGCAAGCAAGCAAGCAAGCGAGGGGCCACAGGGCCAAGGGGUGGGUCCUGGGCCACCCCUCACCAACUCCGGACCCUGUCAGAAUAAAAGCCACUGGCACCCUCUGAGGCCAA
Molecule: messenger RNA, 1770 nt
Organism: Echinops telfairi (small Madagascar hedgehog)
Lineage: Eukaryota; Metazoa; Chordata; Mammalia; Afrosoricida; Tenrecidae
Gene: TAPBPL
Product: TAP binding protein like
Exons: 7
Coding region: 126-1403 (425 amino acids)
Source: RefSeq, a predicted model, not a curated record